AUGUCUUCUGGCGCUCCGUUACUCGUGAAGCCGACCGAGCUUGCUGAGCUCAAGAAGUCUGGAGUGGCAAUCCUGGACGCCAGUUGGCAUAUGCCUGCCUCCCCCCGCAAAGCCAAAGAUGAAUUUCUGUUAAAGCGUAUUCCAGGUGCCCAAUUUUUGGACCUCGAUGAGGUGGCUAGCCCAAACGAGCUGGGACUUAAACAUAUGAUGCCCUCGAGUCGCCAAUUCGCUGAUGCAUGUGAAUACUGGGGCAUAGAGCCCGACACUCACGUUGUUAUAUAUGAUGCUGUCGGCGUGUUCUCAUCUCCACGGGCGCUGUUCAUGUUCAGAGCCUUCGGGCAUGGGAAGUCCAGUAUCCUUGACGGUGGCUUGCCUCGUUGGGAAGUGGAAGGAUACCCGGUGGAGACUGGUCCUCCCUUGACAGCCGUGAAAAAGACGACCUAUCCAGAGCCUCACUUGGAUGCAAAUGUCAUCAGAAGCUACAAACAGGUGGUGUAUAAUGCAAGUCUUAAUCCCGCAGACCCUAUCUCGGAACUCGUCCUGGACGCGCGAUCUAGAGGACGGUGGCUAGGCUCCGACCCUGAGCCCCGCCCGGGUCUCCCAUCGGGCCACAUACCUCACUCGUUUUCUCUGCCCUUCAACACGUUCCUGCAGACGAACAAAGUUCCAGGGUCCGAUGCGACGUACACUAUGCUUCUGCCGCCUCAAGAGCUUCGUGAGAAGCUCGUUGGUGCAGUCGGACCCGAGAACGCUGAAAAGAUACUGAAAGGAGAGCGUUCGGCUGUAACGAGUUGUGGUAGCGGUAUGACUGCUGGCGUCCUUUGGCUAGGACUCAAGCUACUCGGUGCGUCCAAGGUGGGGUUGUACGACGAGUCUUGGACCGGCUACGCUGUUCGUGAAUCUAGCGUCAUAGAUAAGGGCGAGAAGUAG
Gloeophyllum trabeum ATCC 11539 is the source of this 930-nucleotide messenger RNA. Its product is annotated as Rhodanese-like protein. Lineage: Eukaryota; Fungi; Basidiomycota; Agaricomycetes; Gloeophyllales; Gloeophyllaceae. The record is from RefSeq and is a predicted model, not a curated record. The transcript is spliced from 6 exons. The coding region runs from base 1 to 930 and encodes 309 amino acids. Gene Ontology annotation, biological process: transsulfuration. Gene Ontology annotation, cellular component: mitochondrion. Gene Ontology annotation, molecular function: thiosulfate-cyanide sulfurtransferase activity.